Messenger RNA from Cylindrotheca closterium, 1128 nucleotides. Lineage: Eukaryota; Bacillariophyta; Bacillariophyceae; Bacillariales; Bacillariaceae. The record is from the annotation of a GenBank genome assembly.
AUGUCCUCCUCUUCUCAAGCCCCAUUUUCCGCUGCCUCGCCCAUGUACAUGGACGAUGGCACCCAGUCCGAUCUCAGUGAUGAUGAUGAUGAUGACUCCUAUGAAAACCCGCCUGCCUUUCGGAUCAACCAAAAAGUCUUGUGUCGAGAUGUCAGCAACGGAGCUCACUUUUACGAAGCCAAGGUCAUCAAAUUGAAGGCACUCGGCAACGAUGAGUGGGAAUUCUUUGUGCACUAUCACGGAUGGAGUUCUAGAUGGGAUCGUUGGGUGAAUGCAGAGGACCUUUGCGAGGAUACUCAAGAGAAUCGAGCCUUGUAUCUCCAGAAAAAGGACAUUGCCGUCCAACAACAUCAAGCCGAACAAAAGAAGAAACGCAAGGAAAAGCUAAAUGAUUCGGCACGCAAAAAGCGACGAAAGGGUGACGAAAAUAUGCCACCCAACGGGGAGUACACUCGCGAAUUUGCGGAGAAACGAAUUGCGGCCUACCAAGGGUACUGCGAGUUGCCCUUUACACUCAAAACGGUAGUGGUGGACGAGGGGGACAAGGUUACCCGCAAGGGCUAUGUCAAUCCAAAAUUUUACGACCACAACUCGAUCUCGCUACCGCCCCGUAGCGUUCACAAUUUGCCCGCCACCGUCACGGUACAACAAGCACUCUUGCAUUACCAAAAGAAACGAACUGGCUCGGCGGAAACCGAAUCCAAACGAGAGCAGAUCAAAGCCUUUUGUCAUGGACUGGGGAUGGUCUUUGAUUCAGCACUCCCAUUAGUCUUGCUCUAUCCCGAAGAACGACCCCAAUACAAUUCCCUCCAAAAUGAUCCCAAUUGCAAAGGCAAAUCUCCAUGUCAGAUUUACGGAUGCGAAUUUUUGUUGCGGCUCAUGAUUCGGUUGCCCACCUUGCUCAUUGCCGAACCGGUACAUUUGAUGAAAAUUAAUGGGCCACUGAUUGCGGAUUUGAUUAUUUUGCUGCAAAAGAAUCGACAAACGUGUUUCAAGCCCAAAUUUCGGGACCCCAAGUACUGCGAGUUGCGAGAUUGGGAGCAACAAUUGGUGGACCAACAAGAACAAAAACAGCAGCAGGAAAGGAAUAAUCAGACAAACAAACCAAAAGUGGCAGAUGCUUCUUGA